GCGGGAUGCUCGAGGGAGCGAGUUGGGCAGGGUCUCAAGCGUGUGCCUCCGUGGCUUCCAGGCCACCAAGACUUGGGGCCCCGUCAUACCCCCUGCUGACGUAGACCUAGGGCUGGCUACUCUGUGGCUCUGUGAGCCACUGCCAUUGUAACCACAUGUUCCCAGAGUGUGGAGCCUGGUGCCAUGGAUGAGGCCGACAGCAGUGGGGGCCAAUGAGCUGUGUCAUCUGGUCCCGCCUUGGUCUCCCAGGUUGUCCUUGGCUGGUGGUCAAGUACCUUAGGCCUGGGGUGUCUGCCCUUCUGGAAGCGGAGCUGACGCCCUGGGUCUAGGUCCGGGUCCUGGCGCCAGGAUGGAUUGGACGCAGCUGUGCCCACAUACUACCUACCAUGCAGCCUGGUAGCCGCCACAGCAAGCCUUGAAUGGGGAUCCUGCUGUCCCAGGGUGCCGGUAGGAGCAAAAGACAGUCCUCUGCCCAGGAAAGGCCUGUUGGCCGGGCCUCAAGUCAGGGCCUCAAGCAGGACUCGUUUCCUGCUGCAUGUCUGUCCCAGGACCGAGGACACGGGCAGAGAGAAAGACUGGGCUUGCAGCCUCACGAGGAGCUGACAGCUCCGGGAGCAGCUUUGGGGAAAGUCUAGAAGACCCAGAGGGUCCUCAUGCAGCAGGAGGGGACAGGUCAGGAGGAGGCGGAGGUGGGGCAGCUGAGGGUCCGGCGCCGUUGACAGAAACCUUGGGACCCGGUGGGGUUGGAGUUGUGCAGGAACGUGAUGAGGUGUCACCCACCAGCCGGCUGUGGUCCCUCUGGAGCAGGCACAUGCCGUGACGUGCCUGCUGGUGACACUCCUGGUGUCUGCCCCAGAAAGGCGAAGUUCAGUGUCCGCCGAAUCCUGCCCUCAAGUGUGGCCGUGGCCCUGCUCCCUGGAAGCAGAAGAAGCCGGUGGCCUUGGCAGCACGGGAGCGCCCGAGUGUCCUGGGCCGUGGGAGGAGCAUGUGCAAUGCUGCUGGCGCGUGGGGGCUCGGUGCUGUGUGCUUCUGCUCGUCUCAGCGACAAGGUCAGAGGAUGGAGCCGGGUCAGAGUAGCCGGGGUUCGGGGUUGGGGGUGCUCUCACCGCCGGGGGCUAGAGCCACUCGUCUGCGCACGUGCAGGCACGGUGGACAGACAGGCUGCAGAGUUGGGGAGGGCAGCUUCUGGCAACUCUCUGUGAAUGUGAAACCGUUUUGAACUAAAAAGAUAGAAAAAGUCAGAGAUAGUAAAUGAAAGAGACAGAUAGAAAUGUUUAAAAAUUGUGAGCAAUAUUAAAACAAGUUCUGUCAAUAAAUCUGAAAACUAAGACAAAACGGAUGUUUUCCUUUAAGAUUGUAAUUUACCAAAAUAAUCUCAAGUUAGCAUACGACCUAGAGAAGCGAGUCAGAGACCCGGGGAAGGGCAGGGACAGCCUCAGCGAGCUGGCGACUCUGCCCCGCGCCAGCUCAUGGACGGCGCCCAUCUGGAGAAUGGGUGAGUGUGCAGGAAAGCCGCCCUGUGAGUGGUGCUCUGGAGAUGAGCGGGAGUGAGCCCUCGCAAGACCCGUGCAGCCAGCAGUACCGAAAGGGAUCAUCUGAGAACUUGAAGGUGCUCUUGGAAAUUAAACAUGCGAGUGGAAGAUUUAAAUUUUAACAAGGAGCCUGGAAGAUGCAGUUAAGGGGAGCCUGGGAGGAAGACGAGGUGAGGAGGCUAAAGGGGAGCUCCUUGCUGGGUGUGGCCGAAGGCCUCGGGUACGGGGAAACGCGCUUCCUUUCCCGAGCCUUGCUGGUGCUGUGGCCAAGUGACAGAGUCCAGCCAGGGAGAGCACAGCAGAGCUCCCUUCUCUGCCUGUGCAACCACCUGGACCAUAAGGGGAACCAUGUUUGGGAUUGGCCAAGCAACAAGACAGAAGCCCUGGCCCUUGCUGGCUGUGGAGCUGACCCAGGGCCCUGGACCACCUGUCUGCAGGCUUUGGCUUGGAGGGAAACGACGCAUCUCUGUGGACCCUUGUAACUAGCUAUAUGGCAGACGCUGAGUGUCACAGAGGACAGACCGUGCCAUCCUCAGCACGUCAUGCUGAAGAAACCUAAGGUCAGCGGAGACUAGCUCUCACAGUGUGAACCCAGGACAGGGUUCACAGGAUGCUGUGCUGCCCCAGUGUUCCCGGCAAAGAGAUGAGAAUCAGACCAGCCCCACGCCAGGUGCUUUAUAACUUCUGGGGAAAACAGCUUUCACUUAGCGCUGUGUGUCGGACCGAACUGGAGCAGGGUGUUCUUGUUACUCUCUUGGAGAGCUCUUUGAAGACCUCCAGCCCCAAAAGAAGGGGUCCUCAUGAGAGAGGGCUGCGUGGGGUGGGAGGGUGCUCUCUGCUGACCUGGAGCAGGGGGCCCCCAGGAGCACAUCUGGGAAAGUGGGACACCUGUAGCAGUGGGCAGUAAGGCGGCACUUCAGGGACAUGCCAGGGAAAACCGUGAGGAGCCAGUCCUGGGAGGGAGACGUGAGGGGAGCGUCUAGGCACUUGCAGAAAUAGGCUCAGAUGUGAGCGGAGGGCGGCAGGAGAGCCCCAGCAACUGGGCAGAAAGUUGGGCUGUCGGUGAGCUGUGAGUCGAUGGGACAGACCCCCUGGGGAAGGGGAGAGGGUGGGGAAGUGAGGCCUGGCACGGCUGCAGGUGUGCACGCGUCACAGCAGAUGUAUUAGGGGACCUUCUGGAGGGGACGUGCUUCCUACCUGAGUGAGAUACAUGGGUGCACAAAAUGGGGCCGCAUACAGGGAAAGUGGUUUGAUUCAGAGGCAAUCAGAAACAAUCGUGGCUAAAGAAAGAACAGAACAUAUGAGAAGUGGGUGGACAGUGGCAGUCCCUGCAACGGCCAGAGCUUGAUGGUGGAUGAUCAGACUCCCAGAAGAAGGUGGGUGACAGAGGAGGCGUUUGGGCAAAGACAGAGUGACUGGUAAGCAGAUAACACUGUCCCCACCCCAUGGGUACACCUAGAGGCGUGAGGCACCGCUCCUGCUCCGCGGGGGGCAUGGCCACAUUGGCUCUGGUGGGCUUUCGGCACGGCUGUGCAGACCUGAAGGACCUGCACGUGGCUGUUUGCCACAGGGAAGUGUCUGGAACCAUAGAGAAGUGUGUUGGAGGCCCUGUGCCACAUUUUUCUGAGCUGAAGCCGCACAAAAUGACCCAGAAAGUAAGUAAAAUCUACAGAAGUCAUGGGACGCUUCUGAAUCAUGCAUGUCUGUGUGUGAAGGAUGUGAGCGGGGCACCCACCUCUGGGAUGGUGUGGUGGGCUGUGGUGAGGGCCUACCAGUAGGAAUCCUUCUGGCCAGCCAGACCUGGCUUCCCUCAGGCCCUGCUACCACUGGGAACACCCAGGGCUCUGGGUUCAUUCUGCAAGGUGGGCCCCAUGCACCCCAUUCUGGGGCUAAGGACACAGGUCACCCACCUGGUCACACAGCUGGUAGAGGGUGAUGUGAAUGGACAUUUGCUGGUUUCUAGCUUACAGAGACAGACUGGGCCCUGGGGAUUCCUGCCGACUUCCUCCCUGGGAGGUCUUUGUGAUACCUGGGGCUAUCCUGGCCACUUUUCAGUCACAACCAGGAAUAAGAGGAACCUGCAAGGACAGUGGACCUAGGGGCUGGCUGGAGCAGUACAGUGGCCCAGGCCUGCGUCCCUCUGGACAGAGCUGCCAUGCAGCAGGCUUCCAACCUGCAGCUGAGUGGGGCCUCCCUGGCCCAGGGUCAGGGUUGGGCAGCCACCAAGUGGAUUCUGGUCCCGGUUCUGAGAAUGCUUCACUGGGUUCCAUGUGAUUAAAAAUAUGCUCGGCAGAUAAACAACUAGGACGUGAAAAAGUAAUUUAUCAAGAGACUUAUGUGGGCAGGUCACCCUCAGAAAUGCAAAUUAAGGUGAAAACAACAGAUGCCAGUUUGUAUGCACCACGUGUGGGGUUUUGUUCUCCGGCCUUCCUAGGGCUGUGCAGUCCAUGCUCGAGGGUGGGUAUACUGCUAGGGGCAGCUGGUGGCCAUCCCCAGAGCCUCACAGAUGGAUCUCCGGCAUACCCGCUAGUUUCCACCCUAUGGACUCAGCUCAAGGAAACCAUGCAUUUUUACUAUGGCCCAGCCAACAGUGGAAGCAGUCCAGAAGCCCUAGCAGUAGGGAACGUCCAGAAGAAUCAUGGCUUGUCGGUGUCAGGGUGGAACAUGGGACAAAGUUGUGAUUUGGAGACCGACUACUGCCAUGGUUCAGUGCUCAAGAUAGAUAGAAGGCUGCCAUCUGCACGCACACCGCUGGCCUGUGCUCUGAGGCUCUUCCUCCCCGCCUGUUCACAGCUAAGCCUCCCCCGCAUGGUCAUCUCAGGAGGAGGUCCACAUGUGUCCCGCUGCCCAGGCCAGAGACUCAGGCUCACCUCUGGAGAGUUCCUCUCUACAGUCUUUCUGUCCCUGAGUCCAGGGUUGCUGGUGCUCAUGCUGGCCUGGAUGCAUCUUUCUGUUCCCAGUGCACGGCUCUGUCUGCCCACAGUAGGCACUGACGAAUCUGUCCACUCACCCCCCACUGCUGUGGCCACCUUCCUCUCCAGUCCACACAGCUCAGCACAGGGUGGCCAGAGGGGGUCUUCCUCGGGUCCUGUCAGCAAGGUCUGCUUUCUCCCCUCCAUCUCAGGCCCUCACCGUGUCCACUUACUAGCUGCUGUCCCCAUGCACUUUGCCCUGUGGGCACUCACUGCCACUCAGCUGUCCCAUGUGGGCCCGCACCCCACCUACACCAGGUCCAGUCAAGGUACCAGGAGUCCAUGCCUGUGCGGCCUUGAUGUCCUCCCAGGAAUCCAGGACUGAGCUUCCUGGGAUCUUUAGUGUGGGAACCAGGGGUUGAGCAUCCUGGGAUCUUCAGUGCGGGAUGAGGAGCCAGAGUUGCUGGGACCUUCGGUGCAGGAUCAGGAGCUAGGGUUCCUGGGAUCUUUGGUGUGGGAUCAGGAAUAGGGAUUCCUGGGAUCUUCAGUGUGGGAUCAGGAGCCAGGGUUGCUGGGACCUUCGGUGCAGGAUCAGAGCUGGAGUUCCUGAGAUCUUUAGUGCGGGAUCAGGAGCCAGGGUUCCUGGGGUCUUUGGUGUAGGAACGGGAGCUGAGAUUUCUAGAAUCUUCAGUGUAGGAAUCCUAGCAGGUGCCAGCAACACCCAACUGUUCCCUUAACGUCAGGCCCGCCAGUGCUCCCAGGACCAGGGACCUAUGCCGCCUCUGUCCUGCUAUUUUACCGUCUCUUCCUCCACCUAUUUUGUGUGGUCCCCUAAGGACAAGUGCUCCUGGCCCCAUCUGCCAUUAGAAGGGGAAGGGAGGUCAUGCCAGCCUCAGAGGGAGCUGUCCGCAUUUUGGGUUGCCAUUUGUCUGAUAGAGACUCAGCUCUUGGGGAGAAGGGGAUGAGAGGAAGAGUGGGCAGCUCACUGUAGGCCACAUACCCCACAUGAGACACUGCUCUAGGCCACUCAGCACAUCAACCCACAUGCAGGCUGGGAGGGGUGUGGUGCCCCUGGCUCACGCAUGGGGCCUGUGGGCCAGCAGCCUGCGCACAGCCCCUGGGGCAACCUCCCUCACCUGCUGUUGGACGGGCCUCCGUCGCUAUCCUUGAGACCCCAGUGUGGAGGAGGACGGGGUGGCCCACACCGGGUUUUAGAUGCCCUGUAGCGUUUUGCUGAAUGUGACGUGUCCUCGGCUCUAAGGCUCACUGUUGUAUCCGCCAGGGGCGAGUAAAGCCCACCCCUCAACCAUGACAGGUCAUGGAUUGUGUCCUGGGUUCCCCGGCCCUUGGGCCGGGAGAUUGGACAGUGCACGCCCUCUGCCAGCGUCUGGCUGUCGUCAGAGCGUGUCCCAGGUGCAACACUACAGCCCUUUAAGGCAGCGCUCAUGGCCCUGGGGCACAGGCCCACCGCCCUGCUGGACCCGGGACAAGCCCCCAAGAAGCUGGGUGUCCCCAACCGGCCCCCCCAGCCUGGCUGGGGCACACCUGGGGGCUUCAGUCAUUUCCAAGGCACCAGGGGGGGGGCGGUUGCUGUGCAUGCUGGGGAUAGUGCAGCAGCAGUGUCGGGCGUGUUCUGCACCGACUUGACCUGGCCUGGGGCGUAGUGCGUGGUCUGCUCCACCUGGCCCUGUGUGGGGCAUGGGUAUGGUGUGCGUGGGUUCCGCAUGGGCCUGCCUUUUCAGGACUUGUCCUCACCCAUGGAGAAGUCAAGUUAUGACUCCUGUGGGGGCGGGGCUAUGGGUGGAUCCCCAACUUUGGGGAGGGUUUUCCCCACUGGACAGUUUUACAGAGUGUCCUCAGCACAUGUCAUCCAAACCCUGGGGAGACAGGAUACCGACCUGCUCGUGGGGCUUCUCGGAAGGUCACCCAGGCCACAGAGACCCAUGGACACCAGGGCAGGCGUCCAGGGCUGUCGUGGAGCUCACCCCCGUUUGUGGAAGCUGCAGGGGAGCACGUGGGGUGGGUGUGGGGGACAGUGACCCGGAGGCCGGCCCUUCCCCGGGGGCAUGUUGCCGUCUGAGGAUCCUGUGUGUGUUUGUGCUGGGACCGUUUGUUGCUGUCUGCCCCCUCCACACCCACCGCCCCAUAGUGCGACAGCGUGGCCCUUGCAGGGUCUAGGGGUUUUGGAUGCUCUUCGUCCUCAGCAUCCUGUUUCACUGGUGCCCACAGGGAAGGUGAACCCACACCCCUCCUUCCCCCCCUCCCCCUGCACACACACAGUGGUGUCCCCUGGGCGGGACCCUGCACUGGUUGGGGAGUUGAGCCCAGAGCCAGCAGAGUUGCCCACCCCAAUAUCCCAGCAGGGGCUCCUGCCCUGGGAAGGCCGCCUGCAGUGCAGUUAGGGGAGGAGACCCGUGGGAACUGUGGGCCUCUAAGGACUGUCCCAGCCUGCCUCCAGGGUGGGGGGAGCGUUUGCAGCACCCCCUGCCCCCCCAGGGGGUUGUCUGGGCUGGUUUGGGGCAGCUGGAGCCUGGGAGUAGCAGGCUAGCCCACAGGCAGCCAGGCUCGGUCCCUGAGGGCCAGCGUCUGACUGGGUGGCUGCUGUCCUGA
Messenger RNA from Lutra lutra (Eurasian river otter), 7054 nucleotides. RefSeq lists its product as uncharacterized. The record is from RefSeq and is a predicted model, not a curated record. Lineage: Eukaryota; Metazoa; Chordata; Mammalia; Carnivora; Mustelidae. The transcript is spliced from 2 exons. Bases 3891 to 4829 code for a protein of 312 amino acids.